Messenger RNA from Schistocerca piceifrons (Central American locust), 1514 nucleotides. RefSeq names its product vacuolar protein-sorting-associated protein 36 (gene Vps36). The transcript has 7 exons. Gene Ontology annotation, molecular function: ubiquitin binding; phosphatidylinositol-3-phosphate binding. Gene Ontology annotation, cellular component: late endosome membrane; ESCRT II complex. Gene Ontology annotation, biological process: protein transport to vacuole involved in ubiquitin-dependent protein catabolic process via the multivesicular body sorting pathway. The record is from RefSeq and is a predicted model, not a curated record. The coding region runs from base 276 to 1451 and encodes 391 amino acids. Lineage: Eukaryota; Metazoa; Arthropoda; Insecta; Orthoptera; Acrididae.
CUGAUGUUGUCGCAAAUAGUAUACAUCUCUGACCACGCAGUGCAUUUGGUGGGAGUGGUGUUGUGAAUGUGUUGACAGAAAGUGAAAUUUGGUAUCUUGGAGACAGUAAAUGAAGUUUGACAUGUUUGGGGUUUGAUAAAUAAAUAACAUAGUCUCGCGAGACAUCACGAACAAAUGUCAACAAUAAGCCAAAAUCAGCUUACUUCACGAUAUGAAUUCCAAAUAAAAUAAGUUACUUUUCAGUAUUUAUAGCGUUGGCUCAGGGUAUUAAAAUAAUGGAUAGAUUUGAGUACGCUGAGCCGCUGCUCUCGACCGGUGAGUCGUACGUAACACGGGAAAAAGCUGUCAAGCUGUAUGACGGUGAUACAAAGACAUCAUUCGAAGGAGGUGAACUUGUUCUCACUACUCAUCGCUUGUUGUGGGGAAGACCAGGAGAUAUUCCUCGUGGCAGAACAUGCCUAUCCUUGCCGCUUCGUUAUGUUGUAUUUUCAGAAGAGGAGUCACCAAGUUCAUUUGCAUUCACGAGGAGCAAAAAAAUAGUCCUUCACCUUACGGAACCAAUUCCAGGGAAGAUCCCCGGUCCCGUCGGUAAAAGCAGCUACAAUUAUGUGAAGCUGUCAUUUAAAGAAGGACUGGAACAUGAUUUCUUUCGUUUACUCAGUGAUACAGUUCAGAAGAAAGCUUGGGAAACUCUUUUGCCUAUUCCACCAGCUUCACAGGCACACCAAUCAAAUAUUAAACUACGAACUGGUAUUGUUGGAAUUGAGAGAAGUAUAAGUGAAAAGCAGAAAGCUACUGAUGAAAGUAUCAGUGUUGCCUUCCAAGAUUUGAACAAGUUAAUGGUUAUGGCAAAGGACAUGGUGAAUUUAUCGAAGAAUAUUUCUCAAAAAAUUAGAGAAAAACAAGGCGAUAUCACUGAAGAUGAAACUGUCAGGUUCAAGUCUUAUUUACUUAGCCUGGGCAUAGAUGAUCCUGUUACAAGAAAUGAUUUCCGCAGUGAAAGCCAGUACUUUCAGCAACUUGCUAAACAGUUAUCUGAAAUUUUGGUGGAGCCAAUUACGGAAGUUGGAGGGAUGAUGUCACUAGCAGAUGUAUACUGCCGAGUAAAUCGUGCUAGAGGCCUAGAGCUUUUGUCUCCUGAAGAUCUCAUGCAUGCUUGCAAUAUGUUGGAAAAAUUAAAUCUACCGAUCAGACUGCGCACAUUUGACAGUGGUGUGAAAGUGUUGCAGCUUCAGUCACAUAAUGAUGAAAGUGUUGUUGAGAGGACUCUCAGUGAGUUGGAAGCUCAAGGUUCUCUUACAUCAGAAGAAUUAGCUCAGACAUUGGGAAUAUCUGUCUUGUUAGCUAGGGAGCGACUGCUCACCACUGAGAAAUAUGGGAAAGCAUGUAGAGAUGAGAGCAUAGAAGGCCUGCGGUUUUACCCAAACCUUUUCCUUCAGCGUGAUACAUAAUCCAAUUAUGUAAUUUUGGAACUGGAAGUUGCUGUUCAAUAAAGUUUUUGUUUAUUAUUGUUA